AAUAAGAGAGUAAAACACCGUCGGAGAGUCCGUCGGGAAUCAAUCUUUACUGGCUUCAAAUGAAGUCCUCAUAUUGACGAGUCUGUGCGUUCAUGCAGCAUGAUAAACUCUCCCGCUGUUUAUUUGAAACUUUUAAAACCAGAGUGGACACGUGAAAAGGCUGGAAAAGCCCAACAGCCCCCGGAAGUGAAAAUCCCAUUCACAUUGUGAAUCGAUAUCUGCUCUCCUCUUUAUUAUUUGUCACGUUGCUCUAAAGGAACUCUUUUGUCCCAGUCAGUAACCUGUAGAAGACGACGCGGGGCUCUUCCAGUGACAUUAUUGGUGACAGCGAUAAUAGAUCUGGGAUCUCUCAGCCAUGGAUCUCGAAACUAAAGGCGUGACUCAACUCGAACUGGAGGCUGCGAUUGGGUUCAACGGGAACGUGUUCUCCGGCUUGAAAGUCCACACAGACGGAGAGCACCUCAUCUAUCCUCUGGGAUCCACUGUCAUUCUCAACAGGAUCAAAGACGGCAAGCAGGAGUUCCUGCAAGGACACACAAACAAUGUGUCCUGUGUGGCGAUAUCCAAAACCGGAUCUUACAUAGCCUCUGGACAGGUCAACGCCAUGGGCUUUAAGGCCAUGAUAAUUAUCUGGGACUAUGCACAGCGAACAAUCUAUGCCCAGUUACUGCUCCACAAGACAAAGGUAGAGGCACUGUCCUUCUCUCCCAACGACAAGUAUCUGGUGUCCCUUGGGGGUCAGGAUGAUGGCAGCAUAGUCGUAUGGAAUAUUGAGACCAAGCAGGCCAUUUGUGGGAGCCCAGCUUCAUCCCCCAGUGCUGGUCACUGCCUCGCUGUGGAAUGCUCGAACACAAACGACAACAUCUUUGUUUGUGGUGGGAGCGAAACACUGCGAGUCUGGGAGCUGGACCUCCCCAACAGGAAGAUCAGGCCCACGGCCUGUCAGAUAGGAAAAAUGAAAAGGAACGUUAAAUGUAUAGAGAUCGAAGCGAAUGAUCAGUUCAUGUACUGUGGCACCAGCAGUGGAGACAUCAUGAAAAUCAAACUGAAAACUGGGUUUCUGAGUUACUGUGGUCCCGUCAAAGCAAAGUACAGCCUGGGUGUCAAUGUCCUAAGAAUACUGAAGUCUGGGGACCUGCUGGUGGGCUCUGGAUCUGGCACCUUCACUCUGUGUUCCAGUACAAACUUUAAAACUCUUAAGAAUGUCCAGCUGGAAAAGGGGGUGACCUCUAUUGCGUUAAGAGGAGAGGGCAAGGAGUUCUUUGUUGGGACAGAGGCCGCUCAGAUGUACCGUUUGAGUUAUGCAGACUUCAAAGCUGAACUCAUAUCCACCAGCCACAGCAGUGCUGUCAAUGAGAUAGCCAUCCCUUUGGGAAUAUCUGAAUUAUUUGCAACCUGCUCCCAAGAUGACAUCAGGCUGUGGCGCACUGACAAGCCCAAAGAGCUGCUGCGCAUAACCGUACUCAACAUGACCUGCAAUUCCCUGCACAUCAUGGCUGAUGGACAUUGCAUCAUUAGUGCGUGGAAUGAUGGUAAGAUUCGUGUUUUUGCGCCCGAAAGCGGUCAGCUCAUGCACAUCAUUCACGAUGCGGACAAAAUGGGGGUGACAGCCAUCGCUGGCACCAGGGACUGCAAGAGGAUCGUCAGUGGAGGGGGAAAGGGACAGGUGCGUGCGUGGGAGCUGCAUAUACGGGGCCACCGGCUGCUGGAGACCAUGAAGGAGCACAAGGCCACCGUGACUUGUAUCAAAAUCAAGAGUGACGACAACGAGUGUGUCACUGCCAGCUGUGACGGCACCUGCAUCAUUUGGGACCUCGUGAGGUUUGUGAGUCUUAAUAGAGUGAUCGCCAACACGCUGUUCAGGUCGGUGUGCUACCACCCAGAGGAAUACCAGAUCAUCACCAGUGGCACUGACAGAAAGGUUGCCUACUGGGAUGUGUACGAGGGUUCCGCCAUCAGGGAAGUAGAGGGCGCGCAGUCUGGAGCCAUCAAUUGCAUGCACAUCUCACAGGACGGCACACACUUUGUGACAGGUGGAGACGACAAGCUGGUGAAGGUGUGGGACUAUAUGGACGGUACAGUGACCCACGUGGGGGCCGCUCAUGGCGGCAGCAUCACCAGCAUCAAGGUCUGCUCCAACAACCGCAUCAUAGUCAGCACCAGCACAGAUGGAGCCAUUCUCCGGUGGAGGUUCCCUCACCCGUCUUCCUCUUGAUGUGACACUCCUGGACACUUUGAAUCCAGUACCACCUAAUCCAACGAGCGUACAUUCACAUUGCAGAGUUUUACACCCAAAGGAAAUAAAUCUCAUUUGAUAAAGCA
This is a messenger RNA of Scophthalmus maximus (turbot), 2322 nucleotides long. It is a transcript of the gene cfap52, whose product is annotated as cilia and flagella associated protein 52. The coding region runs from base 356 to 2215 and encodes 619 amino acids. Gene Ontology annotation, biological process: cilium assembly. The transcript has 15 exons. The record is from RefSeq and is a predicted model, not a curated record. NCBI's taxonomy places the organism in Eukaryota, Metazoa, Chordata, Actinopteri, Pleuronectiformes, Scophthalmidae. Gene Ontology annotation, molecular function: protein binding.